Messenger RNA from Callorhinus ursinus (northern fur seal), 2474 nucleotides. Lineage: Eukaryota; Metazoa; Chordata; Mammalia; Carnivora; Otariidae. The record is from RefSeq and is a predicted model, not a curated record.
UGGUGGGGACACGCUGUCGUGGCUCAGGCCGUGCUCUCCCGGAUGUCUUAUUUUGGGGGGUGUGGGCGCGCAUCUCCGAGGAACGUGGGUGAAGCUCAGCCGCAAAGCACAGUGGUGGUGGGUGCUGGGCUUGGGCCUUUCGUCCAAAGGUUCCUGCGGUUGGGGACAGGUUCGGCCUUGGCCGAAAUCCGCGAUGUUGAGAGAGGGGGUCGCUCAUGUCACAACUCUCCGGGUUUGCGGGGAGUUCAAUCUGCCUUCUGAGAUAUCCUUCUUUAGGGAUACCAGGGAAAAUGGCCACAGGGUGCCGGAAAGCCAGGGUAAUGGCACACAUGGCAUUCAGAGAUGUGGCUGUGGAUUUCAGCCAGGAAGAGUGGAUGCUGCUGAGCCCCGCUCAGAGAUCCCUGUACAGGGAGGUGAUGCUGGAGAACUACAGCAACCUGGUCUCACUGGGAAUUCCAUUUUCUAAGCCAAAACUUAUCACCCAGCUGGAGCAAGGGAAGGAAACCUGGAGAGAGGAGAGAACAUGCCCACCAGCCGCCCGUCCAGUGGAACCAAAGCCAGAACUCCACCUCUGUCCUUUCUGCCCUUCGGAUUUUUCCAGUCAGAAGGUCCACGUGCAGCACAUGCUGUGUAAUCAUCCCCCCUGGGUCUUCACAUGCCUGUGUGCAGAGGCUCCUGUCGCGCCCGGGGAUCCGUGCCCAGGGGACCAGAAGCAGCAGCAACAGGCCUCAGAUCGAGAGCCCUGGAGGGAUAAAGCAGAAGGUCAGGAGAGAGAAGGCGCCAAGCCUUUGUUUGGCAAGACAAAGAAGAGGACUUCGGGGGCAUUCUCUAGGCCACCCCAAAGGCAGCCGGUCAGCUCCCGGAGUGGCCUCAGAGGCGUGGAAAUAGAGUCCAGCCCCACCCCAGCAGGGAACCCUGAGGAAGCAGACAGACUGUUGAAGAGGAUAGAAGUCUUAGGAUUUGGAACGGUCAACUGUAGAGAGUGUGGACUGGGCUUCAGCAAGAUGACAAACCUGCUCAGUCACCAGAGGAUUCACUCCGGGGAGAAGCCAUACGUGUGUGGGGUGUGUGAGAAGGGCUUCAGUCUGAAGAAGAGCCUUGCCAGGCACCAGAAGGCGCACUCGGGGGAGAAACCGAUUGUGUGCAGGGAGUGCGGCCGCGGAUUUAACCGGAAGUCAACACUUAUCAUACACGAGAGGACACACUCAGGCGAGAAGCCGUAUAUGUGCAGUGAGUGCGGGCGAGGCUUUAGUCAGAAGUCAAACCUCAUCAUACACCGGAGAACACACUCGGGGGAGAAGCCCUACGUGUGCCGGGAGUGUGGGAAAGGCUUUAGCCAGAAGUCUGCUGUCGUCAGACACCAGAGGACACACUUAGAGGAGAAAACCAUCGUAUGCGGUGACUGCGGACUAGGCUUCAGUGACCGCUCGAACCUCAUCUCACACCAGAGAACACACUCCGGGGAGAAGCCUUACGCCUGCAAGGAGUGCGGGCGCUGCUUUAGGCAGAGGACGACCCUGGUCAACCACCAGAGGACACACUCCAAAGAGAAACCUUACGUGUGUGGAGUGUGUGGGCACAGCUUUAGCCAGAAUUCAACUCUCAUCUCACACAGGCGCACACACACCGGGGAGAAGCCUUAUGUGUGCGGGGUGUGUGGACGCGGCUUUAGCCUGAAGUCACACCUCAACAGACACCAGAACAUACACUCAGGGGAUAAGCCCAUCGUGUGCAAGGAUUGUGGGCGAGGCUUCAGCCAGCAGUCAAAUCUCAUCAGACACCAGAGGACGCAUUCAGGGGAAAAGCCCAUGGUGUGUGAGGAGUGCGGGCGAGGCUUCAGCCAGAAGUCGAACCUCGUUGCCCACCAGAGGACACACUCAGGGGAAAAGCCGUACGUGUGCAGGGAGUGUGGGCGAGGCUUCAGUCACCAGGCAGGUCUCAUCAGGCACAAGAGGAAGCACUCGAGGGAGAAGCCUUACACGUGCAGACAGUGUGGACUAGGCUUUAGCAACAAGUCAGCUUUAAUCACACACAAGCGGGUACAUUCAGAAGAGAAGCCAUGUGUGUGCAGAGAGUGUGGCCAAGACUUUAUCCAGAAGUCACACCUCCUCUUACAUCAGAUGACACACCAGGGAGAGAAGCCUUACGUGUGCAAGAUGUGCGGCCAAGGCUUCAGCCAGAAGUCCCACCUCAGCAGACACAGGAGGAUGAAAUCUGUGCACUACAAACCUCCACUCCAGCCUGACUCUGAGGCCUGUGUGGGACAAUCUCCUGACCUCUUACACGCUCUUUGAGAGUGAAGGUAGUGGUGCGGACUAAGUCAUCAGAACUGUUAUACUUUCAUGAAAUGGAGUAGAGAAGUGCAUUCCAGGAGUGGUCAGAGGACAUUGGACUUAGUUCACUUUCUCCACACUAAGUCUUCAUGUUUUGUGGCCUUUUGUUCUAAUAAACAUUGCUUCUUUACAAAUCCGUAA